AUGUUAUUGAGAUGUUUUUUGCUGGUGUUUGUAGUAGCUUGUGUUCUGCUUCUGGUGAAAGGUAAGGCAAGGAAUGUGUCGGAAAACUUUUGUCGAUUUCAUCUGAUGACAGAAAUUGACGACUUACAGUGGGGGACCUGAUCCAGUGGCAAAAAACGCACCAUUUUGCAUCCGGGAAGUAUCAAAAAUGUGGCAAAAUGCUUCCCUCUCCAAGUGAAAAAACUCCGAUUUCGAAAGCGCCCUUCAAAACUUUUUUUUUGCCACUGGAUCAGGUCCCUCACUGUAACAUUUCCAGCAGCGCCACAAGUUGAGUUCUACGAUCCGUUGCCUGAGAAAGCCAUUGUGCAUGGUCGUCCGCGAACGCGUCCGAUUCAAUAUGCUGGAGAAAAUGUGAGAGAAAAGAGGUUUUACGAUUAUUACUACGAGUAUGGAGAAUCUGAAGGAGGUGAUUGCUGUCAGAAAAAGAAAAGCUGCUGCAAUAAUGGUGGUGAUGGAGGUGGAGGAGGCGGUGGUGGUGGCGGCGGCGGCGGAGGAGGGGGACCUUUUGGCGGCGGCGGAGGAGGCGGUGGCGGAGGAGGUUAA
This is a messenger RNA of Bursaphelenchus xylophilus (pine wood nematode), 582 nucleotides long. The record is from the annotation of a GenBank genome assembly. NCBI's taxonomy places the organism in Eukaryota, Metazoa, Nematoda, Chromadorea, Rhabditida, Aphelenchoididae.